AGACGUUUCCGUGUAUCUUGUAAACAAGUGGAGAGCCACGUGACAGACAGAAGGACGAGUAUUUUCUACUGUCUAUGGUAUUUUCACGCUAAAACAAAAUAAUCUGUAAACUUUUAAUCGCUGCGUCAGACCCGAUGUUUAAUGCAGAUUAAUAAUAGAAACGUUAAUUACUGUUAAAUAAAUUAUCUCUGUAUUAUAGUCGAUCUGCAGCCAUCUUUAUUUCUCAUAUCAUGACUUCUGGGACGCCAGGUAUUAAUGAAAAAGUCUUGCAGUAUGAGACAUUUAUCAAUGAAGUGUUGAGACAGGAUUUACAGAAAGUUUUGGAGCAAAGAGAUGCUGUGUAUGAGAAAAUAGCACAAUACCUUCAGCUGAAGAACACAAUACAAAGCAUUCAGGAAACUGACAGCAAAGAACUCAAAACAGAUGUUGACCUUGGCUGCAAUUUCUAUGUGCAGGCUCACGUACCUGAUGCAUCAAAAAUAUAUGUGGCAGUCGGUUAUGGAUUCUUUGUCGAAUUCACCCAUGCAGAGGCUUUGAAGUUCAUAGAAAAGAAGACGAAUCAGCUAACAGAGUAUACUGAGGUCCUUACCAAAGAUGCGGCAAAGAUAAAAGCCAACAUCCGUAUGGUUCUGGAGGGAUUGAGGGAAUUGCAAGGUCUGAAGGAUCUUCCAGAAUCCAGAACGAGGGAGGUGUUUUAGUACAUUAAUCAAUAACAUUGUAUUAUUUUUGCACAUAUGACUGUAAUGUUUGUUUCAAACAAUGUGAACAUUAUGGCAAUCAAAGCCUUUUAACAGGUUAUACUGUUGUUUUGCUGAAUAAAUUGUAAAAUUUUCAGUAAAA
Megalobrama amblycephala (Wuchang bream) is the source of this 840-nucleotide messenger RNA. It is a transcript of the gene uxt, whose product is annotated as ubiquitously-expressed, prefoldin-like chaperone. Bases 231 to 698 code for a protein of 155 amino acids. Gene Ontology annotation, molecular function: transcription corepressor activity. Gene Ontology annotation, biological process: negative regulation of transcription by RNA polymerase II. The record is from RefSeq and is a predicted model, not a curated record. NCBI's taxonomy places the organism in Eukaryota, Metazoa, Chordata, Actinopteri, Cypriniformes, Xenocyprididae. The transcript is spliced from 6 exons.